UUAUGCAUUUUUCAUUUUUAGGCCCAAGCAAUUCCAGUUCGCGUGGCAGCGUUAAAGGAACGCAUGUUUGUUGCUGCAAUCGAUUUUGGAACAACAUAUUCUGGAUACGCAUUUCAAGCUCGUGCAAACUUUAAGACUGAUCCGUUGCAGAACAUCAUAUCAAACAACUGGGAAUCAUCGGUACCUGGUCUUUCACACAAGACGCCAACUUGUAUUCUGUUUGAUAAACAUCAACAGUUCCAUUCUUUUGGUAAUGACGCUGAACAAAAAUACAACGCACUUGCAGCUGAUGGUGAAACGUGGAACUGGUACUUCUUUAAACGAUUUAAGAUGACUUUGUAUAAGGAAGAGGCUUUGUCGCGUGGCACAGUUAUUAGAGAUGACAAGGGUAUGGACAUGCCAGCUAUGAUUGUGUUUACAGAAAGUCUCAAAUAUCUCAAAGACCACUUGCUAAAGACGCUUGAAAGAACCUCUGUCGAUAUAAAACCUCAAGAUAUACACUGGGUAAUCACAGUGCCAGCAAUAUGGACAGAUUCAGCAAAACAGUUUAUGAGAGAGGCUGCAAUUAAUGCCGAAAUACACACAGACAUGAUUUCACUGAGUCUAGAACCCGAGGCAGCUAGUCUGUUUUGCAGAUAUCUACCCGUGCAAAGAGUGACUGGGGUCAGUCAAGCCGAAAUUCGAAGUUUCAGCAUUGGAGACAAAUACAUGAUUCUUGACUGUGGUGGUGGAACUGUCGAUAUUACUGUACAUGAAAUACAGGAAGACAGUACCUUAAGGGAGCUUGCAAAAGCCAAUGGGGGAGAAUGCGGUGGUACGCAAGUGGAUGAAAAGUUUAUUUCGUUGCUGAAUGAUUUAUUUGGACCGGAUGUCAUGGAAGUAAUUUGUCAACGCUACAGGGAUGAUUACCUUCAAUUGAUGCAAAGCUUUGAAAUAAAGAAGAGAAGAAUUUCUCCUGGCUUAUCUGCAACAGAAACUAUACAGAUAUCUGCUUCAUUUACAGAUACAUACAAGGAACUUAACAAUAUAGAUAUUGCUAACAAUCCUAGUAUUCCUCAACGUCUGAAGGGUAAAGUGACAUUCACAAAGGAUAAGGUACGAGUAGAUGCAGAUGUUAUGAAGGAUCUUUUUACUGAUGUUUGUGGGGAAAUUUGUAAACAGGCGAGAGAGUUUUUCAGCUCUAUAAGGGAGCAUAACAUCGACAAAAUUCUGAUGGUGGGCGGUUUCAGUGAAUCUGAGAUGCUUCAAGUUAAGGUAAGAGAGACUUUCCCAAGAGUAAGUUUGAUAAUACCGGAGGAAGCUGGUCUUGCUGUUCUGAAGGGGGCAGUUCUGUUUGGGCACAAUCCAAAGAUGAUUACAGCACGUGUAUGUAAAUAUUCAUACGGGAUACGCGCUUUCAAGCAUUUCGAGCCCGGACUAGAUCCACAAGAGAAGAGGGUUGUCCAAGGUGAUUUAGUCCUUUGCAAGGAUUACUUUAGUAAGCAUGCAACCAUUGGCCAGGAGUACAAGACCAAAGAAAAAGUUUACACACAAGAGUAUGUCCCGUCUGAUGCCAGUGGAUCGAAGUUAGAGGUCUGGGUAUACACAUCACCUAGAAAACAUCCAUUAUAUAUAGACGAAGAGGGAAGUAGGAAAAUAGGCGAAAUAAGCAUUCCAUUACAAAACACCAAAGGAAAAGAUAAUCCUGUAAAGGUUCAAUUUGUAUUUGGAGACACAGAACUAAAGGUUAAAGUCAAAGACACAGUGACGGGACAGAAGAAAGAUGCAGACUUUGAUCUAUUAGGACUUUAAAUUUGAAGUUCAUGACAUGUCUGCGAGUCAAACAUUCCACACUUUAUAAUCUUUACUGAACAGUAUGUUUAAAAUAUUUUGAAAAUUAUUUAAACAUUACCAAAUUCGUGUUUAAUUUAACGUCCUUAUCGGACAAAUAUUUAUCUGAUAGUCAACAGAAAACGUUCUUUUCAACAUAUUGUAGUAAUUUACAUGAUCAAAACGACAAUUUAAAAUGACCCAGCGUUUAACAGACACAAUGAGAUGAACAAUCUGACAUUGAAACAUGCGUGGCUCCUGAUAAGCGUUUUUAUUUUCUUUGUUUGAUGUUAUGUAUUCAAAUUUGUUCUUGUUUAAGUUACUCCCGAUGAUUUAAUAACUAAGAUUUAUUUUGUAAAUAUGUCUAUUUACAUGACUGUGUGAUAUACUAACGAUUUAUAUUUACUUUUUAUAUAUUAACGAUAUCCAUUUAAAGCGGCCGUUUAAAUAUGUUAUUUUUAGGUAAGUCGUUUUGUAUGAUUGUCAAAUCAGAAAAAUUAAGGUAGAAAAUGAAAUCUGCCCACGAUAAAUUGCAAAAACAUUAAGGGAAACCCUCGAUACCUCUAAUCUACCAAUCCAACAUCUAUAUUUAAAUGAGUGAAGCGGACGUUUCCCGUCUUCUAUUUAUAGAAACAAACGUCACUGACACGUUAAAAAAAGCUCUCGGGACGUUGUCUUCACUUUUCAAAAAUAAAAUUACUGAAAUACUUAGUUUCAAACGACACAGAACUGCUUUUGCAACAGAAAAUAAAAACUGAAGGCCUCUUUACACAUGUUAAAUGUAGUAUUCUUGAUAUCAAUUUACAUGACUUGUAUAUUACGGAUAUCUAUUUAUAUGUGAUAUAUAUUACAGGUUGUUAAAUGUUUAUAUGAUUAUUAAAUGUCAUGAUUUGGCAAUAGUUUUGCACACAUUUAACACUUUUAUCGGCGUUCUGUUUGGCUAGCUUAUAUUAUGUAAAUACGAAUAACAUUCUAUGCCAGUAUUUAGUUUGCAAUUUAUCAAAUACAUGUAUCCUGGUUUCUUAUAAGAAGGUUCUCGUAGCGUCAUUGAUUGAAAGUCGUAAGCUGCAUGUUCAUGUGUUCAUAUUCUUGAAUAAACUGAUAUCCAUACCUGUACAUUAUGGAUGAAUAAGUUUACUAGAACUCAAAAAAAUAUUCACGUGUAUAACACGUGUAUUGAAUGUCAUGUUUUAUAUCGAACAAAUGUGAUGAAUUAAUCUUUUCUUUACCUUUAUUUUGAAGAGAUUGAAAUAUUUUCAUUUUUGCCUAAGUAAAACAGUACUUUAGAAUUAAUAUAAUUAUAAAAUUUCUAAACCACAUUUCAAGUCGAAUUAAUGUUUUAUAAUUGAUUAAAAAGCUAACAGGUGCACGAAUACGACUAAAAGCAAUAAAUUCAUAUUUGACUUGCUGUAAUUUUUUUUAUCUCAGCUUUGUAAAUUUAUCAUGGGUGUAUGUCUAUAAACUAAUAGCAAAAUAAUUUCGAUUUCAUCUCUCUUUAAGUAUAUAAGAUCUUCAAUUUACUGGUGUAAGAUAUAUAUAGAAUUAUCAAGAUAUGCAUAUGUAUAUAUUUUUUGUUGAACAAUGCAAUAUAUUAAGUUAUUUUCAUAUUUUCUAACAAAAAAUGCCUGCCUCAAAAGAAAGAAUGUGUCACAUCUAUAUUGAUAACUUGUCAAACCUUUUGUGCUAGCAUUUUUUGUUUGUUUUAAAGCAUAGUCAAAUACAAAUAGAGGAAUUCAGGAUAACUAGAUUAUAAGCGCAAAACCUGGAAAAUGAAAUUGAAAGAUUUGCUGGCAUCAUUUUGUUAAUUGUGUAAUUUGAAUGUUACUGAAUCAGAGUUCCAUUUUAUUUUCUGUUGUCCUAAGUAUAGGGAUAUCCGUUACAAGUUACAUUACUUGGUCCAACUUGCAUCAAUUUAAUUAUUUAAUGUAUAUAUAAAAAAAGAUUUUCUACAAAAUUAAUUAAAUUGUAGAUGAUGCGUUUUAUAAGAUUACAAAAUAUAUCCUUUUAAUGAGUGCUCUUUUUUCAUAUGGUGAAAUAAUGCCCAACUAACUGGUGUUUGUCGAAAGUCGAAAUGAUUAUACAUUUUGCCAUAACUAUUUUUCAAUUUUAUAAUCUGUUUUACACAAAAAUUCUAUUACUUACCUGACCCAUAGAAAUUUCUAUAUAUACCAUUUGUAAUUUUCGUGUGACUUUCACUUGACAAAAAGAGUCGGACACAUGUAGUUGUUUAUGUGUAUACAUAUAUAUAUGUUAAGCAGGUUUUAUAUUUUAUCCUAAUCAUUUUUUAAAGCUAAUUCAAAUAAAAUUUACAUCGGAAAAUGAGCAUAAUGUUACUUAAAGUUUUGGUUGGAACUAUUUGUUUAAUAGUAUGUACUUUGUGUUCUGUUGCAUAUAUUUUGCUUUUGAAAGGUAUUAUUCUGCACUGUGCUUGUUUGAUAUAAUGUACUUU
This is a messenger RNA of Ruditapes philippinarum (Manila clam), 4258 nucleotides long. RefSeq names its product heat shock 70 kDa protein 12B-like. Lineage: Eukaryota; Metazoa; Mollusca; Bivalvia; Venerida; Veneridae. Gene Ontology annotation, molecular function: ATP binding; ATP-dependent protein folding chaperone. Bases 64 to 1791 code for a protein of 575 amino acids. The transcript is spliced from 5 exons. The record is from RefSeq and is a predicted model, not a curated record.